AUGCGUAUCACAUUCGCCGAUCCCCAACCUGCCAUUCCACCCUCUGAUGACCAACUGGUCGAAUCGAUGGCUUCCUCUACUGUCACGAUUCGGCCUGAUAAUGCGGUCACUUUCCCUUCGAUAACGGGCGGUUUCCCAACCGUCCAUAUCCAAAAUUAUGCACACCCCGUGUCCGCGAUGUCAAUCUGCUCGUUGGACGAACUGUACUUCCCUAUCGAAUGGGAACAACGACCGCCGCCACCACCACCUCAACCCACGCUCGUCGUUCAACCCGGCUCUUCAUCCGCAUCUAGAUGGCUGUUGCAAGUCCAUGAUGUGCCGCGCAAGUCGAGGACAGAGACGCAAGUCAAACUCCGAGUGCAGCUUGUCGACGUCUCAGCAUCAGCUUCUCCAUACCCUGACGGCUCCACUGGUGAACCCGUCACUCAGUAUAGUCACAUUUUGGUACCGAAUACCCCCAGUGUCAAGACAAAGACUCGAGGCGUCGGAGAUCCGGACCCCUCUGCUUUGCUGACGCUACAUGCGUACAUCGUCUGCGCCACGGUCCCAGAAUACCAGAACAAGCCAGUACCAUGCUGCGAAAGUUGCCAAAAGAGGGAGCGAAAUCGCAAUUCAAAGAAGAAGACUGGCGCUGGGACCGCGAGCUUGAAGGGACGCUCCGCCGCCAGUUCAAAGAAUGUCACCCCAGCGACCUCGACGAACGCCACCCCGGCCACGUCUGAUGCGGAGAUGUACUCUGCCCCAUCUGGAUCCCACGCUCAUGCAUAUCCCUUUCAGAGGGAGGGCUUCGAAGAAGCUGGAGAGGGUUAUGUCUCCCCGAUUGACUUUACGUGCAAUCGUCUAGUCGACUUUUCCUCUGGGACUGCGUCGCUCAGCUUUAGGAUUGUGUGCUAUUGCCGGCACUAUAAAGAGAAGAAUGGGUUUUGCGUGCAGCUCCAACUCAGGGAUAGUGCCAAUCGCGUCGUGGGCAAGGUCAAGACGACGCCGAUUAUGAUCAUGGACGAUCACAAGUCGGUCUCCAAGCUCACGCCGGCGCAUACCGCCGAUGAAGAAGAGGUCGACACGGGCGCUGCUAAAAGGAGGACCAAGCGAAUUGUUGCGCGCUACUCGGAGAGUGAAGCUCGUAUCAAGGAGGAGGAUGGGGAUGAUUUUGAGGAAGGAGGAGUCGGGGCGAUUAGGAAUAAGCACCGGCUUAGUCGCCACUCUGUGCUUUCCCAAUCGGCUGGCAGCCUUACGAAGCUCACUUCUUCGAAACCGGCCUCUGCGAGUGUCAAUGGGCCUACCAUUUCCAAUGCACCGUCGACUAGUCGAUCUGGACAGGGUCAUGCACACCGCCACAGCCAGUCGUACACGCAUUCCGAGAGUCCUCUUCCCACUACGGCACCAUCCUCGCCAUCCGUUGGAUUCUCUCCACAACCAUCCCAUGCGACCGGCGACACAGGUGCAAAGUCAGAGGCCGAGCUUAAUGCAUUCGCGCCCCUUCAGCCUUUUGGCUCAUCGAUACCCCUUUCGGCCAACGACAAUCUCCUGCUCAACAAUCCUCUCAUGCAAGCCAUGCCCAGCGUGAACAUGGCCCUGUCUGGAAUGACGCUCUCUUCGCCCGCUACGGCCAUGGCGCCUCAGCCCAACCCAUUCCCACAUAUCACGCGAGUUAUGCCAGCCUCUGGUCCCGUCCAAGGCGGGAUUGAAAUCACGUUGUUGGGCGCCAACUUUUCGCCUGAGGCGCUAACGACGGCGUGCAUUGCGUUUGGCGAAAAUAUCGUUCCGUUUGGUCCGACUGUGCAAAUCUUUAGCAAUAGUGCGCUCAUUUGCUCGCUUCCUCCACGCUCCGUUGCUGGGCCCGUCGAGGUGAAGCUGGUGGGUGUUCGAGAGAUGGCGCCUGGAGUAGCAAGUCCUGCGCCCAUCUUCACUUAUACGGAUGAAGGUGACAAGGACUUGAUGAUCCAUGCUCUUCAGAUUCUUGGCUGGCAAAACUCUGGUCAAUGGCAGGAUCCGCGAAGCGUUGCCAUGGGUAUCCUUGGGGGUGGAGGAUCUGGUGGUGGUAUGAGCGGUCUUAUGCAAAGCGAUGCCGAUAUGGGAUUCGGUGGCGGUGGUUUCACAUUUGCUGCUGCUAAUCGUAAUGGUGUCAACGUUCGUGGACCCCACCAAGCGACUCAGCCUGGUGGUCGACGGAACGUGGAAGCACUCGUCCUCAAUGUUCUACGAUCCGCUCGCAAUCCCGAAACAGACACGAUCAACCACCUCUCUGCGCCACAUCCUGCAACGGGUCAAACAAUCCUACAUCGUGCUUGUGCGCUGGGGUACCAGACUCUUGUCUCGGCACUCAUUGGUUGGGGUGCCGACGUGGACUUGACAGAUAAGAAUGGCUUUACGCCUGUCCAUUUUGCGUGCUUCUAUGGUCAUCUCAAGUGCAUCGACAUUCUCGUUCGCCAAGGCCGUGCCCAUCUUGAAGGUCGCGAUCACCAGGGACGUACACCGCUGGACGUUUGCGGUACGGAAGGAGCAAUCGAGGUUAUACGUGACCUCGAGGAAGAAGUCGAGACGAGAAGGCGUCGUUCGACUGCUCCUAGCGAAAUCGAAAGCGGUGGCGAGGGUGACGAUGAAGGACUAUCAUGGUCCGAGGCAGACGAUGACGAAGAAGAGGAAGAGCCUCCUAAACCUGCGUCGAGGCGUAUAUCUAGGGUCAACUCGGUGGCGUCUAUCGUCUCGAACCGUAGACUUGCCAAGCCUACCACCCCAUUCGCCCCGGAGCCAUUCACUGCGAUUCAUCCUUCGGUUUCUGCGCAUUCUUCUGCUCCAGUUGCAGCUCCAACUCGUCAACCCUGGUGGUCGAUGCCUCUUCCUGGUCGAGGAGGGGCUACGGCGACACCGGUACCGGAAAAAUUCCUCAAGAGUAGUGCGGAAGCAUCCCAGACUGAACAGGAGCAAAUGUUCCGAUGGUUCCGCGAGAUGAGGGAGAGUUGGACCAUUUGGCGUCAACAACAGCAACAACAGCUGGACCUUGAACCCCCACCAAGUUAUACUCCAUCCGACCCGGUGUCAAAGCUUCAUCUGAUCGCCCACGAAAAGGUUGCUACUGGGGCCGCUGGAACCCCCGCCGUGCCCACCGAGUUGGAGGAACCGCCGUCUCCUUUAUCGUUGGACUCGCAAUUUGAACAUGUUCCAACAAGGACUAUCUCGCGUUCGACAUCGAAUAUUCGUUUACGUCAACAGCAAAUUGUUUACCGUCGACGGGCUGACCGCGAAGUGCUCGGCGAGCAACCACAAAUGCAUGCCGCAGAUGUUGGGCCACGACGGGCAGCGAAGAAGCGGGACACUAUGCUCAUUUACUUCUGGAUACCGGUUCUUCUUGCUGUGUUUGUGUGGAUGACCUAUAAAUCCGUCGGACUUGUCUAUCGCUCCUUUACAUCUCAUCCGCUCAUGCAGAACUCGGCAGCGUUCAUUCAAGAAACCGUUUGA
Molecule: messenger RNA, 3459 nt
Organism: Serendipita indica DSM 11827
Lineage: Eukaryota; Fungi; Basidiomycota; Agaricomycetes; Sebacinales; Serendipitaceae
Source: the annotation of a GenBank genome assembly